This is a messenger RNA of Onthophagus taurus, 1020 nucleotides long. The record is from RefSeq and is a predicted model, not a curated record. Lineage: Eukaryota; Metazoa; Arthropoda; Insecta; Coleoptera; Scarabaeidae.
CAGAAAUUUCGUUUGGCGAACCAAUCAUAAAAGAGCGUUUACAGCGUUCGUUCCUGUAACCAACAGAAGACGAAAUGCGUGGAGACGAUUUAACCUGGGACACUUUCAGGGACCAAAUGCCUGCUAGGAAGGGGCUGUUGGCGCCCCAAAACACUUUCCUUGAUACGAUCGCAACCCGUUUCGACGGCACUCACAGCAACUUUGUGCUGGGAAACGCCCAAGUUCCAAGUAAUCCAAUUGUCUACUGUUCGGAUGGAUUCUGCGAGCUCACCGGUUACACAAGGGCACAAAUCAUGCAGAAGGGCUGCGCGUGCAAGUUUCUGCACGGCUCAGAAACGAAGGACGAACAUAAAGCCCAAAUCGACAAAGCUUUAGAAUCAAAAAACGAACUCAAAUUAGAAGUUAUAUUCUAUAAGAAAAACGGAACCCCAUUUUGGUGUCUUUUGGAUAUAGUACCCAUUAAAAAUGAGAAACGAGAGGUCGUAUUGUUUCUCGCUUCCCAUAAAGAUAUCACAAAUACGAAGAUGGCUGAAAUGUCUGAAUGCGAAUUGUAUGAUAGCGCGGCGGUUCUUGGUGCCAGGUUCCGUGGUGCUGACUCUUGCCUCCUUGCAGACGCUAAUGGCAAUCUCGAUCCAGAGGCACCGCCAGCGAAUUAUGGCAGAAGGAGGUCCAGAGCGGUGUUGUAUCAACUUUCUGGACACUACAAACAGGACAAAAUCAAAACGAAACUUAAACUCAACAACAAUUUAUUAAGCUCGCCAACGACACCUUUACCAGAAUACAAAACAGCAGCAGUAAAAAAAAGUCGUUACAUUUUAUCGCAUUAUGGAAUGUUUAAAAGUUGCUGGGAUUGGUUAAUGUUAAUGGCAACAUUUUACGUCGCCGUCGUCGUUCCGUAUAACGCAAGUUUUGUGGCAAGUUUACUACAAACUGACGGACAACGUCCCACUCAUGUUGUCGAUGUGAUAGUCGAAGCGUUAUUUUUUAUAGAUGCAAAUCAUCAGUUAACUGGUAAAGAUC